CCCAAUUGAAACAGUUAUAUUAAGUUCAUUCCUGCCUGUACACUCUUGAAUUGCAGUGCUUUGUGCCAAACCCGUAUAAACUGACAACAAUUUAAAAGAAGAGGUGAAUAUUAAUAAAAAAUAGAAUGUGCACACACACAAAAAAAAAAGCAUUUAGCACAAAGAUUAUCUGGGCCUUAUCUAAGAAGUACAGCAGGAUUUGUUCUGCAGUCCAGUUGAUUAAGCAAGAACUGGAUACCACAAGGAGCCUUUUUUCCUAUCUUUAUGCAGAGGAUAUGUUAAGAAAUACAGUUAAGUGUCAGCACUAAAUCACCCAAAUUUCUUGAGCUAAAUUAAAACACAGCUGACUAAAAAAAAAGCGCAUAUAAAGGGUGCUGGGUUUUGUCAGUCCAGCAGGGGAAGAAUCCCACAGGAGAGACUCUGACCAGGUAAGGAGACAGCUGAAAUGAGAAAAAUGAGCAGAACUGUAACUUCACAGUGUGAAAGCACAACAACUGCCAGCUUCCUUCAUGUGUCCCUGCUGGGUCUCUCCCACAGUACUGUGGGUACAAUCCUUGGUCCUUCCUCGCUGCACUAUGCAUCAGUGCACCACAGAGGUUCUCUCCAUGAAGAAGAGCUGGUGCUGACCUUGCUUUAGGGUCCCCAGGCCCAAAGGCUGUAGGGUGGGUUGCCUUUAACCACUAGGUUUCAGCAGUCUACAGCAAUGUAUUUUUGCCUUGGAGCUAACCUCAAUCGUUCUGUAGGUGCAUGUUUUUAAAUGUCAAGAGCCACUUUCUUACCACCCUUAAGGAUCCCUUGUGCUAAUUCUGCAUAAAUAUUAAAUUCCAGAGGACACAUAAUUGAGCCCUUCAAUAUCAGUAAAAUGAGAACUGAGCCCUGUGGAAAAGCUGAUUAUGGAGAACGGAAAUCUUGAAGUCUUUGUGGGAUCAGAUGAAUGUGGUAUUCACACAAAGCAUUUUUCAGUAGGAUAUGUUAUACAGCCUAAGUUAAACUUGUGUUAUACUUGUACUGCAGUUGCUGAUAUAAAAUUAUACCCUUCUAAGAGAACUAGCUCUAAAAACACAUUUAAUGAGAAGGAGCACUCAGAAUAUCCUGGAAAUAUAUAUGCAAUUCAUGAGAUCACUAACGGCAUUUAGCACAGCUCAUUAGCUCUCUGGGCUUGAAUAGCAGUGAGCAUAGCACAGUAUCAUCUAAAUGUCAAGAGUGUCAGAUGAAGCCUGUACUUCCCACCAAGUGAGGAAAAUCAUCCCUCAUUCAAGAACUGAGCAGAUCUGCAGCCUCUCCAGCCCUGUGCUCAUAGAAUUCCUCUUCAUGACAAGAAAACCAAUGUCCUACGUCAAAGCUAGAAUGGGAUGAAGGCAUUUCUCUUUCCCUCUAAUAUCUGGAAGAAAAGAUGGGGCUCCCGAGUCGUAGCAAAAUGUGUCCAUAAUUCUGGUUGCAUGUGUUGACUGAACCAGCCCACUGUGGGGCUUUGAGUAAAGCUGCCUGGAAUUUCCAUCCUCUGGAAGUAUUACUGUGUUUGGACAAAAGGAAGAAAAACUAAAGAAACACCUUCUGCAAUGAUAAAAAAUAAAUCAAACAUUUGGAACAAAUCAUAAUAAAUUCUGCAAUUGUCUACAAGUCUUUUGAUCAGUUUUUAAAAAGAAAGUUAUAAUUCUCUGGUGGCAGCAAAUCAUUCUAGCAGACAAUUCCUCAUUCCUUCCUAUGUUAGUUCUUGGGAUUUUUUUCCUCAAAUAGAAACUUAAAACAAAAAGUAUUGCACAAGUGGACGAAGGAGUGAAAAAAUGCCACUCUUGAGCCACAAGUACACAGGCACUGAGUCGAUGCCACCUGAAUCAACACAGAGUGCAACAGAUGGGGAUUUUAACAUGGUUUGUGCAAUUAAUCAUUAAUUUAUUUUUUAAGUCAUCACUGUGAAUCUUCCCAGAGCAGACUGCUACUUUGCCUGUUAUGAAUCACUCAGCCAGCACAGGAUGAGAUCAUUAUCAUUUCACUUAGUGUUUCUAAAGCAGCCAAGCAUCCCCUGAGUAUUUCCUGCAGACCCAGAGCGCGGGGCAGCAGUACAGUGUUUGACUGGCUGCAAGCUGAGACUCCAUGCCAACACACAGAAUGGAAAUCAUGGAUGGGAGUUGUGUGGCCAUCACCAAUGCCUUGGUAGCAUUGGGAAUUUCCUCCUCCUUUUGAAAAUUCCCAUAUUUUAAAGUCCAAGGACACAGCACAAGGAUUGGGAGGCAGGUUGUGAAAAAUAAAAAUUUUCUCUUUUCAUUUUUUCUUUUUAGUGUAAUUUCCUGCUUGUUUUAUUGAAACAACAAUGACAUCAGAGGCAUGAUGUUGCAACAGAGCAAAGGGGAGCAGCUGAGAGCCAAGGAGCCAGCAUCAUAUUUAUGGAUAAAAAGGAAAGGAAUGGAGUGAAGAGGAAUUCAUGAAACACCUGGCAAGAAAAGCACUCAGCCUUCUCCUAUCCCUGAGUCAGGCAUGAGCAUCAUUUCCCUGAGAGCCUUCUGGCAUGUGAAGGAUGCCAAAAGAGAAAGAAAAAAAGCAGCAAAUACAUGACCAUUUUCACUUCCUAAAGUGGGUGACAGAAAUUUCCCCCAGGUCAUAUGAUCUUUAUUGAAGCUGCACCAGGAAGAGCAGCAGCAGCCAGUGAUUGCAGGGCGUCUCCAUACAAAAGCCUCUGCAGCCUGAGCCAGAGGUCAGAGCAGCACAGGGAUGUGCAUGCGAUGCACACAUACGUACCAAGGUGAGGUGCAAACACCCUCCCAGCUGGAUUGCCUCUUGCACAACUCUGAUUCUGUGCAAACUGACAGACCUUUUAUUUUCCCUCCACUGCUCCACUUCAAGCAUGUAUCCAGAGCAAGACUUCUGAGAGCACAUCUCUUGGAAAAUAGCUCUUCUCUCUCCCUGAUUAGAGGUGACCAUCUACAUCAUGGUGGGGAUGAUGGCAAUGAGAACAUGGGUUGAGCCGGUGGUUGCAGGCUCCCAGGUGGCCAGUGCCUUCUACGACACAGCGCUGCUGCUGGUGGUGAAGAACUUCUACAACCAGACCAAUUCAACCGUCCCUUCCCACGUACUGGAAGAUGCUCAGCAGAAAGCUGUCUCUAAUUUUUAUAUCAUCUACAACCUUGUCCUGGGUCUCAGUCCACUGGUGUCAGCCUAUGGCUUGUCCAAGCUGGGGGACAAGGUGCAUCGGAAGAUCCCCAUCUGCGUCUCGCUUCUUGGCUAUUUGGGCUCCAAGUCUCUCCUGCUUCUGCUGAUCCUGCUGGACUGGCCAAUUGAGGUGAUGUAUGGGGCUGCAGCCGUCAAUGGGCUGACAGGAGGCUUCACCACAUUCUGGGCAGGCAUCAUGGCUCUGGGAUCUCUGGGCUCCUCUGAGAGCAAGAGGUCUCUGCGACUCAUCAUUAUUGAGAUGGUGUAUGGCCUUGCCGGCUUUCUGGGAAGCAUGGCAUCUGGCUACCUCUUUGUUGGCUUCAGCUAUCACUAUCGAGAGGGCACCGUGCUGGUGAGUUGCAGCAUUGCCUGCUAUGCUUUCUGUCUCCUCUACAGUGUUUUUGUGCUGAUGGUCCCCAAGUCUGCAGCUUCCUGCUCAGACAAAGCCAAGUGUGUAGAGGAGGCUGGCAGCCAGCUACCAGCCCACACAGGAGGAGCAGACAGUGCCCAGCCUUCAGAGAGCAGCAGCAGCCAAACUCCAGUAACACCCUCAAAACUAAUCAUCGUUAUGCUUUUUGUGGCAGCAAUCCUCUAUGAUCUUGCCGUAGUUGGUGCAAUGAAUGUACUUCCACUCUUCUUGAUCAGAGAGCCUUUGAGUUGGAAUGCCGUGGAGAUUGGCCACGGCAACGCUGCUGGGUAUGUGAUUUUCAUCACCAGUUUCUUGGGGGUACUUGUGUUCUCCAAGUACUUUAUGGACGUCACCAUGAUCAUGAUCGGAGUGGUGUCAUUCAGUGCUGGCAUCCUCAUCAUGGCCUUUGUGCGGUGGACCUUCUUGUUCUACAUUGCUCGAGCAGUGAUGCUCUUUGCCCUCAUCCCCUUACCAACCAUCAGGUCCAUGUUGUCCAAGCAUGUUGAAGGAUCAUCCUAUGGUAAGGUGUUUGUCCUGCUGCAGCUGUCCUUAGUCACCACGGGAGUAGUGACAUCCACAGCCUACAACAAGAUCUACCAAAGCACGCUGAACUGGUACAGCGGCUUCUGCUUUGUUCUGUCUUUCCUGGCUGGCUGCCUGAGUCUCCUCCCUUUAAGGUUGAAUAUCUAG
This is a messenger RNA of Meleagris gallopavo (turkey), 4246 nucleotides long. Lineage: Eukaryota; Metazoa; Chordata; Aves; Galliformes; Phasianidae. The record is from RefSeq and is a predicted model, not a curated record.